UUGAAGUUUGUCGCUGGCCGCGUUCGGUUGUCCGGCUAGCUAGAUUAGCUACCAAAAAUAAACGAUAAUAAACAGCCGAUAUCCCCCUUCCACACCACACGCAGCGGAAGAUCGCGGGAAAUCAGAAAACUCCGAAAAACAUCGGAUAACCGUUUUUAUUUUGUUUACCCUUUCGGUUCGUUCUUAUUAUUUAGUUAGUUCUGGUAAUUUUCAACGUUACGUGUGUAAACACAAAGAAGAAAUAAACAAGAAGCAAAUGCAGGCGGCAAAGAUAGCGCCAAAAAUAAAAACUGACAAAAAAGCGAAAAUCAUUGUUAUUGCAUGGAAAAUUACUACACAAAUUUCUUGCAAAAGCAACUGCCAAUAAAGCAAAAAAAAGCAACUGAAUCCGAAAAAACAAACUAAAAAAUCAAAACCAAAACUGAAACAACAACAAGGCAGAGCAUAAAUUAGAUUGGCCUCAUAGACGAAUAACAACGAACUCGAGCCGCGUAAACAAAUUAAACGAUGCUGGCCAUUGUUGUUGCUGCUGCUGCGGUUCAAAUUUAAAUAUAAACUAUUAUUGUUAUCUGUGUUUGCUGUUGUCUAUUUUUUCGCGCCAAAUGCAAUCGGUUUUUCUGUUUUGGGAGGGAAAUUUCGUUCAACUUACAUAAUUAAUGAGUGGGCCAGAGCGUAAAUCAAAAAAUCGGACAAGAAUUAUUUAUGAAAACGAGCGAAAUCCCAUGUCGCUUCACACCCGCGCAACUAUUUCUUUCAUUAGCUCUUCGUUUCGAAAGCGUUUUUUUGAUCAAAACAAUAUUUCAUCCACAGUUUUUCGUGUUUUAUGUUUGGAACCCAUCCCCUUCGCCGAUUUCCAGGGGAAAACAGACUGCAAUUAGUUACUAUAUGUUAUGUGAUGUGUUAUCAAAAAACAAGGGAGAACGGAGAGUAAAAGAACUCGCUAUAUCGGCGUUUUAAAGGACAAACUCAAAAAGAAAAGUAACGGUGUGCGCACUCCCUAUAAGUCUCUUAAUUAAAUGAACCGAAAUUUCAAGAGAUUACAAUUAUCCCGUUUAAGUAAAUGAAGAGAGUUUUAAUACAGAGAGCAAAGGUGCAGCCACCUACAAUGUCAGAGUCACGUUUAUAUAAUUCGCUUUGAUGACGAUGUCUCGAUUGCCUCGAUGCGGGGCCAAAAACCGCAAAAGAUUAUCCAGUUAUCAAAAUAACCAACUGAGAUUCCAGAGGGAAAAUUGCCAAGUGCAAAGUGAAAAGGUCAUCAAGCCCAAAACCGACAAAUGAAAACCAAAAAUAAGAUCAACAUUAACAGCACCAACUGCCAAUGCUUUUGUCACUCGAGUCAAGGAAUCGCAAUUGUUGAUGAGAAGAACGUACUGAGGAUACACAGCCAUACGUACAAGUGCUUGAAUCACAAUCCUCGACCUCGGAUACUUGGCUGAUAUUGGGA
This is a messenger RNA of Drosophila rhopaloa, 1444 nucleotides long. RefSeq lists its product as uncharacterized. The record is from RefSeq and is a predicted model, not a curated record. The transcript has 3 exons. Lineage: Eukaryota; Metazoa; Arthropoda; Insecta; Diptera; Drosophilidae. Bases 1275 to 1436 code for a protein of 53 amino acids.